AUGUCUACCACACACAAAUCAUCUACUUCCAAAGUGAUUGAUGAAUUGCAGUCAGAGAUUGAUGAUCUAAAGUGUGAACUCAAUGAAACAAAGGAGAUUCUUGGUGAAACUAAACAAAAGAAUUCGAUUUUAAAGCGUCGUAACGAUACGUUGGUUGAACAAUUAUCAAAUGCUAAACAUGAGAGUGACAUGUCUGAGGCACUACUAAAGAGAAAGCAGCGCCGAGUUCUAGACCUUGAAAACCAAAUGACGGAGACAAUUUCAAAGGCGGAUUCUUUACAGUUCGAAACUGACAAUAUGAGAAAGAGAAUGAAUACGCUUCAAGAUAAAGAGAGUGCUGCAGUGUCUGAGUGCCAGAGACUAAAGGUUUCCUACGACGCCAUAGCGACGGCUCAAGCAGAGUAUAAGAAGCUUAUGGAUAGAAAUGUUGCAGAAUUGGAGCAAAAGAUUAAAGUCUUUCUUGAAGAGAGAAGACAGACGUUGAAUGAUAACAUCGAUUUAUUGAAACGACAAGAGCCGGAGAUUAUGGCUUCAUAUAAAGUGGUAGUCAAGAAUACCCAGAGAUUGGAAGAGAUGUAUGUGCAAAAACAGAAUUCUGUAAGGGAGGCUCUCGUGACCCUUGCUACUGCUACCAGGAGGCAUGGACAAAAGACUAGUAUAGUGAUGGCCGAGUGUGAGGAUGUGCUUAAACAAAUGAACAGGAAUGAGGAGAUGAUGCUAAGAUUGAGAGCCGAGGAAGAAGCGGAGGCGAAGGAAGAGAGAGGCAGAGAAGAAGAAAUCGAGGUUGAACAGAUUAGCAACCUCAGAGAAAUUGACCAGGAUGAAAGGGAAUGCUCUUGGAAUGAUUCUCUCGACAAGGAGAACGGGUAUAACCACAAUAAUCAGAAAAUACUGGAAAAGAACGAUAGAAGGAAGCAAAGGGGGAAGCAGAACGGCGAUUUGACUAUUCGGAAGCAAAGGGUCGAUCGUAACGGAAAUGGAAGCCGAGACAAACGAAACAAUGACAGUCGUAGCAACAGAAACUCGAUGAUACCGAGUGCAGAUGGAGCAUGGCCUAGAAUGCCAUCGAAUCCACGGAAAACUAGUGGGGGAAGAAGGCAUAAGGGACGCCACAAGACCUCCAAACGGGCUUCUCGUGAAUCAGAUACAAGUGCUGAAAGUACUACUAAUUAG
This is a messenger RNA of Brettanomyces nanus, 1173 nucleotides long. RefSeq lists its product as uncharacterized. Gene Ontology annotation, biological process: endoplasmic reticulum inheritance; mRNA transport. The coding region runs from base 1 to 1173 and encodes 390 amino acids. The record is from RefSeq and is a predicted model, not a curated record. The transcript has a single exon. NCBI's taxonomy places the organism in Eukaryota, Fungi, Ascomycota, Pichiomycetes, Pichiales, Pichiaceae.